AUGGCGCCGCUGGCCGACCUGUACCAGGUGUCCAUGGCCUACGGGCACUGGCGGGCCGGGCGACACCGCGCCCCGGCCGCCGCCGAGCUCUUCUUCCGCCGCCCGCCCUUCCGCGGCUCCUUCGCGCUCGGCGCCGGCCUGGCCGAGGGGCUGCGGGGGCUCCGAGCCUUCCGCUUCUCCGCUGCCGAUGUCGCGUACCUGCGCUCUGUCCUGCCCAGCACCAUCGACGACGCCUUCUUUGACUACCUGGCCACCCUGGACGCCUCCGAGGUGACCGUCACCGCCAUUCCCGAGGGCUCCGUCGUCUUUGCCAGGGUGCCAUUCCUGCAGGUGAAGGGGCCGCUCCUGGUGGUGCAGCUGCUGGAGACCACCUUGCUGUGCCUGAUCAACUACGCCAGCCUGGUGGCCACCAACGCUGCCAGAUUCCGCCUCCUGGCCGGGCCGGACAUGAAGCUCAUAGAGAUGGGGCUGCGCCGCGCGCAGGGGCCAGACGGAGCCCUCUCGGCAUCCAAAUAUUCCUACAUUGGGGGCUUCGACUGCACCAGCAACAUCCUGGCGGGAAAACUGUACGGAAUUCCGGUGCGCGGCACCAUCGCCCACUCCUUCAUCAUGUCCUUCAGGUGCCUGGAGGAGGUGCAGCCACGGGAGCUGCCGCCCCGGGCCGGAGGAGAUCCCGUGGAUCUGGCAGACCUGGCUGUGUCCUGGCUGCAGAGGGUUUGUGACCUGCUCCAGACUCCUCCCAGCAAGGCCAACCAGGGAGAGCUGGCCGCCUUCGUGUCCUACGCUGUCACCUUCCCGUGUGACUUCCAGGGAUUGCUGGACACUUAUUGUGUCAGGAGGAGUGGUUUGCCCAAUUUCUGUGCCGUGGCCUUGGCACUGCACCAGCUGGGGUACCAGGCCAUCGGAGUGCGCCUCGACAGUGGGGACCUGGCCCAGCAAUCCAAGGAAAUCCGGGGAGUGUUCCAAGCCUGUGGAGCUCACUUCCAGGUGCCCUGGUUUGGGACCAUCCCCAUCGCUGUCAGCAACGACAUCAGCGAGCAGAGCCUGGAGGAGUUCAGGAGGGAGGGGAGCGAGAUCGACAUGAUCGGCAUCGGGACCCACCUGGUGACGUGUCCCCUGCAGCCGUCGCUGGGCUGUGUCUACAAGCUGGUGGAAGUCAAUGGCUCCCCGUGCCUGAAGCUCACGGAGGAUGAGGAGAAGAUGACAAUCCCGGGGAUGAAGGCAAUCUAUCGGCUCUAUGAUGCUGCUGGUCACCCCUUCAUGGACCUCAUGGCCCUGGAGGAGGAGCCGCCGCCCAGCGCGGGGCAGGAGCUGGGGAUCCGAGUCCUGGGGCGGCUGGAGGAGACCACCAAGGUCAUUCCCAGCACUGUGGAGCCCCUCCAUCGCACCUACUUCAGGGAUGGCCAGGUGUGUGAGUCCCUGCCCAGCCUGCCCGAGGUGAGGACCCACGCCCAGGUGUCCCUCAACCUGCUCAGCCCUGCUCACCGCCGGCUCCACGAGCCACAGCCCUACCCAGUGGCCGUGACGGAACGGCUGCACCAGCUCUUCCUGGAGCUGCGCCAGGGCAGCCUCUGAGGGGGUCCCUGCUCGUCCCCAGCUCCUGCU
Melozone crissalis (California towhee) is the source of this 1605-nucleotide messenger RNA. It is a transcript of the gene NAPRT, whose product is annotated as nicotinate phosphoribosyltransferase. The transcript is spliced from 13 exons. The record is from RefSeq and is a predicted model, not a curated record. Gene Ontology annotation, biological process: NAD+ biosynthetic process. Lineage: Eukaryota; Metazoa; Chordata; Aves; Passeriformes; Passerellidae. Gene Ontology annotation, molecular function: nicotinate phosphoribosyltransferase activity. Bases 1 to 1575 code for a protein of 524 amino acids.